AUGCCUUGCGCUGCAAUCUACCAGGGCAGCGCGAGCGGACGGCCAGUGAAGGAGCUUUACGCACGGAGCAGUCUGUGUCCAGCCACAGCAGCACAGGCAGCAGCAGCAGCGGCUCGGCUCAGCGUAUCUCUCCUCUCUCCUCUGCCUCCACGGAAGGGGCUGGAGCAGAUGAGUGACUGGAGCGGGCUCCGGCCACUGCGCACUGUGUGGCGGUGUGUGCGCGUGGGGCAAGCGUCACUUUGGCACUGCGCUGUGACACUGCUCUCGCCACAGCUCCACACGCGGCUACGGGAACAGUUCGCUCUGAGGGACCCGUGCUGCGGCCGGUGGGGCCCGAGAGAGACGGAGGAGAGCCGACCCUUCCAGCGCCGCUCUCCGGGCGAUGCCAGUGUAAAUGCCAGGGCAAUGUCCCGAAGAAAGCAGGGGAACCCACAGCACUUGUCCCAGAGAGAACCCACUCAGGUUGAGCCCCCCAAUGGCGGCCUGCUCACUGACUCCCUCCCUCACCACCCGCUGGCCUUACCACCCCACGGCCUCCCACACCUCCCGCACGGCCUACCCCCCCAUCUGGAGCCGGCCCUGGCCCACGCCCUGCCACCCGGCCUCCACGAUGACCACGACUUGCUGACGUGCGGCCAGUGCCAGCUCACUUUCCCGCUGGCCGACAUCCUCGUCUUCAUCGAGCACAAGAAGAAGCAGUGCCAGACGCCGCAGAUCGCCAACGGAUGCUACGACAAGAUGGCCGACCGGGGGGGAGGAGGAAGCGGGAGUCCGAACGUGCCGAGCCUUCACCACCACCAUCAUCAGAGGCUGGAGCUGAAGAAGGUGAUGGAGCCCGUGGAGGUGGGCGUCCAGGUCACUCCAGAGGAAGAGGAGCAGACGUUGAGAGGGGGGGAGAGAGGAGAGAGGACGCCGCCCAAAGGGAUAUGUCCCAAACAGGAGAACGCGCUGGGUGGAGGAUUAGGCGAAGCGCUGACAGGACGAGCCCACAUCUCCACCAUAGCACCACCACCACCACCACCUCCUCACCCCUCCCGCUCUCCCCACUGGUCGGGGCCCCGGUGUGGGAUAAGCCGGUAUGCUCUGGCACCCUCCUCUGGCGGCAGAGAUGAGCCCUCCAGUUACAUCUGCACCAGUUGUAAGCAGCCCUUCCCCAGCGCCUGGUUCCUGCUGCAGCAUGCGCAGAACACUCACGGCAUCCGCAUCUACCUGGAGUCCAACCCGUCCAGUGCCGCCCUCACCCCCCGCAUCACCAUGCCUCCGCCCAUGCCCAACGACGCCAUCCCGCAGUCUCCCCUCACCAACUUCCUGGGCGACAACAACCCGUUCCACCUGCUGCGUAUGGCGGGGCCCCUGUUACGGGAGCCUCCGCCGGGGUUUGGAGAGAACCGGCUGCCCAACACCCCUCCCUUUGUCAGCCCGCCUCCGCGCCACCACCUGGACCCCCACCGGCUGGAGCGGCUGAGCGCAGAGGAGAUGGGGCUCAUCUCGCAGCACCCCAGUGCCUUCGAGCGGGUGAUGCGCCUCACGCCCAUGGCAAUGGAAUCCCAAUCCAUGGACUUCUCCCGACGCCUCCGAGAGUUAGCAGGGAACAACAACAACACCACGCCCCCCCUGUCUCCCAGCCGGGCCAACCCUAUGCACCGACUGCUUAACCCCAGCCCCUUCCAGCCCGGCCCCAAGUCUCCUUUUCUGAGUACCCCUCCCCUCCCACCCAUGCCCCCCAACAGCACCACCCCUCCUCAGACACAGAACAAGGUCAAGUCCUGUGAAUUCUGCGGAAAAACCUUCAAGUUCCAGAGUAACCUGGUAGUUCACCGCCGGAGCCAUACUGGAGAGAAACCAUACAAGUGCCAGCUGUGCGACCACGCCUGCUCCCAGGCCUCCAAGCUCAAGCGCCACAUGAAGACCCACAUGCACAAGGCAGGCUCUCUGACGGGACGCUCUGACGAUGGACUGUCCACCACUAGCUCCCCUGAGCCAGGCACUAGCGACGUCACUGGAGAGGGUAUGAAGAACCGUGAUGGGGACUUUCAGGGAGAGGGCAAUGAGGAGGAAGAGGAGGAGGAGGAGGAAGAGGAGUUGGAGAAUGAGAGUCGACCAGAGUCCAACUUCAGCAUAGAGGCUGAGUUCUUCAGGAACCGAGAGAACGGUCCCAAAGCCGCUGACGAGAAGAAUGCUCUGGCUCUGGAGAAAAUGGUGGAGGUGGGAGGCCUUAACUCCAUUCAGCCCUACAACAACCUAAUAGUCGACAAUCGUAAACGAAUGCUCUUCUCCAAGAGGAAUUCUGAAGGUCCGCGGGACAUUGUAGAUGAGGACUCAGUGGCUGUGAUGGACCUUCAUCACCACCAGCCUGAGGAGAGGACCACCAUCAACGGCCGGAACUGUGGUUCUGGUGACUCUUUCUCAGGCCUGUUUCCCCGCAAACCCACGCCCAUCACCAGCCCUAGUCUGUCCAACAACUCCAACAAAAGGAUAAAGAUCGAGAAGGACUUGGACAUCCCCCCUACGCCCCACAUCCCAUCGGAGAACGUGUACUCCCAGUGGCUAGUGGGCUACGCAGCCUCUCGACACUUCAUCAAAGACCCUUUUCUAGGCUUCACUGACUCCAGACAAUCACCCUUUGCCACGUCCUCAGAGCACUCGUCGGAAAACGGCAGCCUGCGCUUCUCCACGCCCCCCGGAGACUUGCUGGACGGGGGUCUGUCUGGUCGAAGCGGUACAGCCAGUGGGGGCAGCACUCCUCACCUGGGGGGUCCGGGACGUCCCAGUUCCAAGGACAGUAAGAGGAGUGACACGUGCGAAUACUGUGGCAAAGUGUUUAAAAACUGUAGUAACCUGACGGUGCACCGGCGCAGCCACACGGGCGAGCGUCCGUACAAAUGUGAGCUGUGUAACUACGCGUGCGCACAGAGCUCAAAGCUCACGCGCCACAUGAAAACGCACGGGCAGCACGGCAAGGAGGUGUACCGCUGUGACAUCUGCCAGAUGCCGUUCAGCGUCUACAGCACGCUUGAGAAACACAUGAAGAAGUGGCACGGGGAACAUUUGAUGACCAACGAGGUCAAAAUCGAGCAGGCGGAGCGAGCCUAA
Messenger RNA from Knipowitschia caucasica, 3093 nucleotides. NCBI's taxonomy places the organism in Eukaryota, Metazoa, Chordata, Actinopteri, Gobiiformes, Gobiidae. The record is from the annotation of a GenBank genome assembly.